AUGGACGAUUACACGAGAGAGAUGAUGGACCUCAAAACCCUCGUGACUCGCACUCUUGAGAAGAAAGGCGUUCUCGCUAGGAUCCGAGCUGAAUUAAGAGCUAGUGUCUUUGAAGCUAUCGAAGAAGAAGAUCGUGUCAUCGAAAAGGAUCAAGCUCUGCCUCCUGCAUUGUUAGGUAGCUGUAACGAUCGUGCUAAACAGCUUCACGCUUCUCCUUCUGGUAGACUUCUUACUGCACUGGUAUGUGAAUACCUUGACUGGGUACAGCUUACUCACUCGCUAAAAGUUUAUCUUCCAGAAUGUAAUUUGGAGAAAGAUUUUUGGAAGUCUGAGUUGAAAGAGUUUAGUAGCAAAAAUGGAUAUGAUCUUAAUAGAAAUGGAGACAGUCCCGUGCUCUUGGAUGUGCUUGAAGGAUUCUUGAAAUUUGAGAACUUAUCCCAAGCAAGGGCUAGUGGUAGGAGGUUUACUACUUCAGAAACUGAGCCUUUGCCAAACUCAGAAUCACGGAACACGCGAAGGCAUUCUUCAUCAUCUGUUGCUGGUGGCUUACCUCCACUAGGAAGGUGCAUAGCUAUACUCAGUAUCAUUUAG
Molecule: messenger RNA, 591 nt
Organism: Vicia faba (fava bean)
Lineage: Eukaryota; Viridiplantae; Streptophyta; Magnoliopsida; Fabales; Fabaceae
Source: the annotation of a GenBank genome assembly